CAGCCCGGGAGACGCGAUGCGGCAGUCAGACGUGAGAAACUUGCCUGACGCGUCCUCUACUCCGGUUGUAUACGUACGCUUACCUGUCAGGUGUUAACAUACUUUUUGGACGGUGUGACAUGACGCAAGGUCUGGCGCUCUCGCUUAAGGACGAAUUUUGUGGUUAACGGGCUCUCUCGAAAAAUCGGAUUGAAAAUGAGGUAGAUACGAAAAUGUAGCCUAGAUGUCGUUAGUCACGUCAUGUGCAUAAUCGAUACGCUUUCGUUGAGAAAAGUAAAAUCAGUUACCGAAAUCUUUUAUGCAAUGUGGAUAAUCAUCAUCAUAGUCUUCGUCGAAGAAUCCGAGAGUGUAUCUUUUCUGGUGCACAAGUAUAGCACGCGCAUCGUUAAGACAAAGUACGGACCGUUGAGAGGCAUCAUCAUUCAUAUGCAUCCAUCGGUGGAAGCGUUCCUGGGCGUCCCCUACGCUACGCCCCCUGUUGGCAGUUUAAGGUACAUGCCACCUGUGACCCCAUCUAUGUGGAAGUCGACCCGAUUAGCAGAUCGAUUUAGCGCCGUAUGUCCGCAACGUCUUCCCGAUAUCGGGAAUCGAUCUGAGGCACUGUUGGAAUAUCCAAAGAAUCGUUUACUCUACUUAGAAAAAGUUUUACCACUCUUAGCUAAUCAAAGUGAAGACUGCCUUUACCUCAACCUCUACGUGCCCAGAACCGUGACUGGCGGUGAAGAAACCAGUCUGUUGCCUUGUAUAGUGUAUGUCCACGGGGAAAGUUAUGAAUGGAGCAGUGGGAAUUUAUAUGACGGAACCAUUUUGGCGUCCACGGGACGCGUUAUUGUAGUUACAAUCAAUUUUAGACUUGGUGUUUUAGGUUUUUUGAAAACCGGCGCCAAGAAUAGUGCACAAGGAAAUUUUGGACUUAUGGAUUUGGUAGCGGGACUGCAUUGGUUGAGAGAAAAUCUUCCAGCCUUUGGGGGAGACCCCCAAAAAGUUACUCUAAUGGGACAUGGUACGGGGGCUGCACUAGUGAAUUUUAUUGCUAUAUCACCAGUAGCUAAAGAGCUACUGCAUCGUGUGAUAUUACUCAGCGGGUCAAGUCUGAGCCCUUGGGCGUUGCAGAAGGACCCUCUAUGGGUAAAGAGGAGCGUCUCACUGCAUACUAGGUGCUAUGGAGAUUUGUUGGAAGAUGAUCUCGCUCCUUGUCUGAGGCUACAACCGUUAAAUCAUUUGCUGGAUAUACGAUUGGAUAUUCCCCGAUUUUUACCAGGUUUUGCCCCCUUUGUCGACGGAACAGUUUUAAUUAAUCCUACUGCGGUACCGCCGAACAUGGGAGCCCCCACAAUCUCCACGUCACAAGGAUUUGAACUAGCUGACUUUCCGGAUAGAGCUCUUUUAUUCGGUCUUACCUCUACCGAAUCAUAUCUUGACCUCAACGCUCAAGAUUUAGAAUUCGGUUUCAACGAAACGAAGAGAGAUAGAAUACUAAGGACUUACGUUAGGAAUGCCUAUUAUUAUCACCUGAACGAAAUUUUUUCAACUUUGAAAAACGAAUAUACGGAUUGGGAGAAGCCGUCACAAAAUCCACUGAGUGUCAGGGACGCUACCCUGGAUGUUUUAAGUGAUGGUCAUACGGCGGCUCCUCUAAUCAGGAUAGGAUAUUUACAUAGCUUGAAAGGAGGAACAACUUUUUUCUUCCAUUUUCAGCAUCACAAUGGGGAGAGAGAUGUUCCUAUGAGAUUUGGGAGCGUAAGAGGAGAUGACCUUCCCUUUGCUCUGGGCUUCCCCUUGACUGGUGCUGGGUUCUAUUCUCCGUACAACUAUACAUUCAGUGAUGCUGCCAUAUCAAAAGCCCUGAUAUACUAUAUUAGUAAUUUCGUCAAAACUGGAAACCCCAAUGGAGAACUGCCAAACGUUUCAGUGAACCUUAAUUCUUUAACUGAAAAACAACAAACUCCGAAUUUUCCUUUUUGGGAUACGUACGAUACAAUCAAUCAGUUUUACUUGGAAAUUGGUAAUCACUUGGAAAAAAAGGAUCACUAUCGAGGACACAAAAUGUCUCUGUGGUUAAAUCUGAUUCCUCAGCUGCACAGACCGGGAGAUGGUGGGGAUGUGUCGAUGAGACAUCAUCAGUUUCAAGAGGAAGACGACCAAUAUUAUGAUGGCUAUGUUCGACCUCAGAUAAAAGAAAAACCAACCUACAUCCAUCUUUCUACGGCUUCCACUUCUAUAUCAACAGAGAGUACAAGUUCUACUCCAAUACCACCAAAAUCAGAUACAGCCUUACAGGCUACAACUACAGAAUGCCCUCCAAAUCAAACAAUAUUUCUUCCAAGUCAAACAAAAACUUCCAAUAAUCUCUUAAGAAAACUUGCUUCCAGUCAUUAUCAAAAUUAUACCACUGCCCUCACAAUUACCAUAGCGGUGGGCUGCUUCCUUCUGUUAUUGAAUGUUCUAAUAUUCGCCGGAAUUUAUCACCAGAGAGACAGAGAGAAGAAUAAGAGGAAGAGGAAAGAAGCCCAGCAUGAAACAGGAAGUUGUAGCAGUUCCUCUGGCGAAGGCUAUGACAAAUCCUACGAAAUCCAACACUCCGAAAUGAAAUGCAGCCGCCACAAAUACGGAUCCGACUACAGCUGUAAUCAAAAAAUGCACACCGAUAUCCAAAUAACCGAACUACCCAUACAAAACUUCAAAUGUUCCCCUCCGCCGGCCAAACGAAUCGAAAACAUCCAGUCUAGUUUUCAUCCCCCCGACGUGACCACCACCAGCCAGGACGUGCUGCUCGGCAGGAACGCGACGUCGUCGUCGCCGGUCGUCGAGGUGGUACCGCCAGCUAGUACAAAUCAAAUAGGAAUACUCAGGCCUCAAGGUGGUCCCGUCACGCCGGGAACCAUGAAGAAACGUGUUCAGAUCCAAGAAAUAUCUGUAUGAUUAUGUAUGAAUAUAUAUGUACAAUGGAUCAGUACCUCUACGAGAAUGUGCGAACUGUUAGGAUUUGCUAAUCUUUUUUGAGUUGAUAAAACUUUAAUGUAAAAAAAUGGAAUUUGAAAUAAGGAUAUUGAUAUAAAAUCUAGUUAGUAUAUAAUUUGACAUGUUUAGUUUGUAAUAACUGGUAGAAUUUUCAAUGAUGAUGAAAAAUAAACACAUUUUUAUAUUGA
Diabrotica virgifera virgifera (western corn rootworm) is the source of this 3149-nucleotide messenger RNA. RefSeq names its product neuroligin-1-like. Gene Ontology annotation, cellular component: synapse; postsynaptic membrane; cell surface. Gene Ontology annotation, molecular function: neurexin family protein binding; signaling receptor activity. NCBI's taxonomy places the organism in Eukaryota, Metazoa, Arthropoda, Insecta, Coleoptera, Chrysomelidae. The record is from RefSeq and is a predicted model, not a curated record. Gene Ontology annotation, biological process: neuron cell-cell adhesion; presynaptic membrane assembly; postsynaptic membrane assembly. The coding region runs from base 241 to 2922 and encodes 893 amino acids. The transcript is spliced from 14 exons.